This is a messenger RNA of Leopardus geoffroyi (Geoffroy's cat), 936 nucleotides long. It is a transcript of the gene ADTRP, whose product is annotated as androgen dependent TFPI regulating protein. The transcript has 7 exons. Gene Ontology annotation, cellular component: endomembrane system; membrane. NCBI's taxonomy places the organism in Eukaryota, Metazoa, Chordata, Mammalia, Carnivora, Felidae. The record is from RefSeq and is a predicted model, not a curated record. Bases 227 to 919 code for a protein of 230 amino acids.
CUCUCUCAGGGUCCUCCUGUUGAACCUGAGCAGGGCCCGGUUCUGCUGCCCGGCCCGAGCACAUGCUCGUCCGCUCUAAGGCAAUGCAGAGACCCUCACUGUCUCCCAGCAAUGUCUGAACUCGGCUCUCUGGCCUGCCCCGGGACUCCAACUGUGACCCACAGGAGGAGAAGGACGCCAAGGAGAGCUCCCUGAGACAUUCACGGCUCCGUGGUCAGAGCUAGCCAUGAGGAGAACUUGCACAGGCAUUUACCACUUCCUUGUUUGGAGCUGGUAUCUUUUUCUCAAUUACUACAUCUCGCAGCAAGGAGGGGACCAGCGGAAAUCCAAAAUCUUUCUAAAUGGUGGACAGUGGAAAUACUUGACCUUCCUAAAUCUGGUCUUGCAGGCCAUUUUCUACGGGGUCGCCUGCGUGGAAGAUGUGCUGAAAAGAAUUAAAGGGGAAAGAGACCUUAAGUUCGUGACCGCCUUCAGAGACCUGCUUUUUACCACGCUGGCUUUUCCAAUAUCCACGUUUGUAUUUUUGUCUUUCUGGAUCCUCUUCCUCUACGAUCGAGAGCUCGUUUACCCGAAGGCCCUAGAUGAUAUCUUUCCAGAAUGGUUGAAUCAUGCAAUGCACACAUCCAUACUGCCCUUCUCGCUGGUUGAAGUCAUCCUCAGGCCACAUUGCUACCCACUGAAGAAGAAAGGACUCACCUUGUUGGCUGUGGCCAGCCUCGCUUACAUCAGCAGGGUCCUAUGGAUCUACUCUGAGACCGGUACGUGGGUGUAUCCUUUGUUUGCCAGACUCAGCCCGGUGGGGCUGACAGCCUUCUUCUCCCUCAGCUACAUCUUUACCGCCAGCAUUUAUCUACUUGGAGAGAAGCUCAACCACUGGAAAUGGGGUGACAUGAUCCAGCCAAGGAAGAAGAGGAAGUGAUCACAGGCCAUUUUUUA